Pyrus x bretschneideri (Chinese white pear) is the source of this 2856-nucleotide messenger RNA. Its product is annotated as cytosolic endo-beta-N-acetylglucosaminidase 1. NCBI's taxonomy places the organism in Eukaryota, Viridiplantae, Streptophyta, Magnoliopsida, Rosales, Rosaceae. Gene Ontology annotation, molecular function: mannosyl-glycoprotein endo-beta-N-acetylglucosaminidase activity. Gene Ontology annotation, biological process: protein deglycosylation. Gene Ontology annotation, cellular component: cytoplasm. The record is from RefSeq and is a predicted model, not a curated record. The coding region runs from base 671 to 2755 and encodes 694 amino acids. The transcript is spliced from 11 exons.
UCUUAAAGAAAAUUAUUUUCAAAAAAUAUUUUAAAAAACGAUAAAAAAUUUCAAGUUUGAUACUAAACAAGCUCUUACUUUCUUAUGGCUCUCAGUCGAAGAGAGCAAGUCUGUGUUUGGACACCUCAUCUUCUAGCCUUGUUCCAAAGUCACUUAAUAUUUUGCUUGAGAGUUAGGGAUCUGUGGCGAAUUCGGUUCCAACAGGACUCAAGUCAGUCAGUCUCUCUCUCUCUCUCUCUCUUCCCACCAAUUAAAAGCCCAGAACCACUCCAACGCCAGCAACGACCUCAGUCAGUCAGUCUCCCUCUCUCUCUCUUCCCACCAAUUAAAAACCCAGAACCACUCCAACGCCAGCAACGACCUCAGUCAGUCAGUCUCCCUCUCUCUCUCUCUUCCCACCAAUUAAAAACCCAGAAACACUCCAACGCCAGCAACGACCUCAGUCAGUCGGUCUCCCUCUCUCUCUCUCUUCCCACCAAUUAAAAACCCAGAACCACUCCAACGCCAGCAACGACCUCGGUCAGUCAGCCUCCCUCUCUCUCUCUCUCUCUGCACAUGCUUCUUUCUUCCCCGUCUUCGCGCCUGUAUUAGCCGCCAGACCAUAUACUCUCUCCUCAGUCUCCUCCGCCUGAUCAGCGGCAAAGCCCAAGUCUUCUUCCCCGUCUUCAAAAUGUCCCAACCGGCCACCGCCCCGGACCACCAAUCCUCCGGCCCGACCCCUCCACCGUUCGACCCUACCCAACCCGCUGUUCCCAUCUCCUACCCGAUCAAAACCCUGGAAGAGCUCGAGUCCAGGUCCUACUUCAAGUCCUUUCACUACCCUUUUAACAAAUCCACGGUUCCUCUGCAAUCUGGGUCGCCUUCCCUGUCGCUGCCCGACAGGCCCAGAGUGAUUGUCUGCCAUGACAUGGCGGGCGGCUAUGGCGAUGAUAAGUGGAUCCAGGGAGGGACCAAUCCGAACGCGUAUGCAAUAUGGCAUUGGUAUUUGAUCGAUAUAUUCAUCUACUUUUCGCAUAGUCUUGUCACUCUUCCGCCUCCAUGUUGGACUAAUACUGCUCACAGGCAUGGAGUUAAGGUGUUGGGGACUUUCAUCACAGAAGGGGAUGAAGGGAAGCUUAUUUGCAACAAAUUGUUGUCGACAAAAGAGUCUGCUGAAAUGUAUGCUGAGUUCUUGGCGGAGCUUGCCGUUGCGUUGGGCUUCGAUGGAUGGCUGAUCAAUAUGGAGGUUAAGUUGAAUUCGGACCAAGUCCCUAAUUUGAAAGCAUUUGUCAGCCAUUUAACCCAGACAACGCAUUCCUCUGUGCCUGGCUCUUUAGUGAUAUGGUAUGAUAGUGUUACAGCUGAUGGUGAACUGUACUAUCAAAAUCAACUGAAUGAAAAGAACAAACCUUUCUUUGAUAUAUGUGAUGGAAUUUUCGUGAACUAUAUAUGGGAGGAAAACUAUCCGAGGCUUUCAGCAGCUGUUGCUGGUAACAGGAAGUAUGAUGUCUACAUGGGAAUUGAUGUGUUUGGAAGGGGCACUUUCGGUGGCGGACAAUGGAAUACAAGUGUUGCACUAGAUGUGCUGAAAAAGGAUGAUGUAUCAACGGCCAUAUUUGCUCCUGGAUGGAUCUAUGAGACUAAGCAACCACCAAAUUUUCAGAUUGCUCAGAAUCAUUGGUGGUCCCUUGUGGAAAAAUCAUGGGGAGUGGUACAAAAUUAUCCUAAAGUGUUACCAUUCUAUACAAACUUUGAUCAGGGUUAUGGAUAUCAUGUUUCUGUCGACGGAGAGCAAGUAUCAGAUGCGUCUUGGUGUAACAUUUCUUCCCAAGGGUUGCAGCCGUUCCUAGAGUUCAGUGGCAAUGCAACCCCAGAUGGCAUCCAGGUCCAUGUUGAUUUCAAGGAAGCAUCUUAUAGUGGAGGAGGAAACAUCACAUUUAAAGGAAACCUUGAAGACUCUGAUAAUUUAUCGACAAGGCUCUUUCUAGGAGAUCUUCUUUUGGGGGAUUCACCUCUCCAUUUUACGUAUUCUGUGAUAUCGGAGAAUAAUUCUCAACUAGGCUUGCAUCUUAUAUUCUCCUCUACCCCGAACGAAAGAAAGUCGGUACUUCUUGUAAACUGGAACCUGAACCAAUUCUCAAGCAAAUUUGAUAAAGUGAUAAUGACACGUCAACUUGAAACACCAGGAAUUUCCCCUGGAUGGGUCAUGCAGGAGAGUAGCAUCCGAAUGAGUGGAUACAGACUAACAGAAAUACAUGCUCUGUGCUAUAGGUCGAAGCCUGAAUUCAACGAAAGGAUACUGAAGUCCAUAGCAGAGGAGGGUACUCAGAAUUCAACAGAGUACUAUGCAGUGCUUGGUCAUAUUUCAAUUAAGACUGGUGGGCAGACUUCAGAUUUUCCGCCUUCUGAUUCGUGGCUUGUCGAAGGUGAAUAUAUCAAAUGGACAACAGGAUCUGAGGGUUCCAAGACCGUUAGUCUUAAAAUCACUUGGAAAUUGAAAGACGGGAACGAUUAUCCAGCCACAAAUUACAAUAUUUAUGUUGAAAAACUAGCAAAAGGAGCACUUGGCCAUCCAGGAGCAGCGCUAGAAAGGGUGCAUGAGUAUAUUGGAGCGGCACGAGUGGAAGCUUUUUACGUCGAUGACCUCGCAGUCCCUUCUGGCACUUCUGACAUCAAGUUUAUCGUUCAAGUGUGUGGUACCGACGGGAGUAACCAGAAACUAGACGACUCGCCUGUGUUUCUACUUGAGGCUGCAGCUUUGGCUAACGAGUUGUAAGUUUGAAUUAGUGAUCGUGUGAGCUAGGGUGAAUAAUUUUGUCAGCGUGAUAACACGAUGAUGCUGCCAUUUGCUAGCUUUAAUCAAAUAUGGUAAUUAAA